Messenger RNA from Penicillium malachiteum, 2250 nucleotides. RefSeq names its product N-alpha-acetyltransferase 35, NatC auxiliary subunit. Gene Ontology annotation, cellular component: NatC complex. Lineage: Eukaryota; Fungi; Ascomycota; Eurotiomycetes; Eurotiales; Aspergillaceae. The coding region runs from base 1 to 2250 and encodes 749 amino acids. The transcript has 8 exons. The record is from RefSeq and is a predicted model, not a curated record. Gene Ontology annotation, biological process: N-terminal peptidyl-methionine acetylation.
AUGCUGCCGAAUAAUGAGGUUCGUGUGCCCCCGCGGCCACUUACGCCGUCCGCUCCUCGGCGCGACAUUACGGCCGAGUUCACAGAAGCGGCCUCAAAGCUACAGAUCGGCGAACUCGUAAAAGAUGAGGCAUUCACACUCUUCGAAGCUGUUGGCGCAUUGGAGAUUAUGGACUCGAAAAUGGACAGCGGAUACAUUGCCUCAGGGGAGAACCAAGCGCAGGCGCUGGAGGACAAUUACGAUGUGCGACAAGAGUUGUCACCGGAGCAGGUCGUGGGUUUGAUGGACCAGUUGCUUUGUUAUGAGAUGGCAUGGCAUAUGGGUCAUCCUCUUUCCCAGACGUUGUUUACAUCCAUCUAUCUCGACAAGCUACUGUGGCCAGUACCCAGGACCAUGGAGGAUGCCCGAUUUGACCGUGUGCCUAGCGACUCACCCCUCAUCAGCCUUGUGCUUCGCUCAUAUUGCCUUGCACUGAUCAAGGCCUGCGACCUUGUUCAUAGCCGAGUGGCGGGCGAGUAUUACUACGAAGAAGAGGACUUUGUCGCUCAGCUUUACCAUCGUAACCUGUUAUCUCCCUUUGACCCCUCCCACUUUUACCGCCUGCUGGACCAGGCGGUUGCGUGGGUGGAUGCACAGAAUGAAAUGGACCAAAAGCUUCGAGAUGCAAUUCGGACUCGAUUGAUGUUUCGGUAUGAAUUCAUGACUGCUCUUGAUCAGGAUCUUGAGGUUUUGGAUACAAGGUCCACAGAAAACUUCAAAUCAUGUUUAGCACACCUCGAUGCUCUGAAGGAGUCUUACCCCCUUGGCAAACCAGUGCCAGAAGCUUUCAGUUUGAAGAUUCAACGCAAACUUGCCAGCACUGUGCCACCUCGUCCAAUCGUGCAUAUCAAUCAUGAAGAUGCACUUGAUCAUCUCAAGCGUCUCUGCAAAGACGCUAUUGACAUGCAGCAAAUUCUUGAAUAUUGGGGACCUACCAACAUCAAGACUGCUAUAUGGACGCUUCUUUCUCGAAAGCCCCAGCCCUCCGUUUAUAUUCGCUGUCUGAUGCAAGCUUUGAUCGUGAGCGACAUGACUAUUCUAGGGGCAGUAUCCGUCAGGAAAUUCCUUUAUGAUGAUCUUGUCGAGCUGGUACUGCCAUCAAGCAUUCUUCUCCAAUCAAAUAUGGAUGAGGUGGAAGUUCCAUCCGAUCCUCGAUUCCAAAUAGCUCGACUCAUGGACGGAUUUGUGAAACGAUUUGCCCAGCCUUUUGUAGAUUCAGUGCGAUGUGCUUGCUUGAACCGGUGUCGUGUUCGUCGGACAGUUUGCCAUACUGUUGUGGACUGGGAUAAUCUUCAGAUGGAAGCCGAAGAACUCGAUUUACAACUCCAAUCCCUCAGCAAGGAGCCUCCGCUGCAGCUUCAUGGUGGCGAACCAACCUACUCAUAUCCACUCAGCAGCUGGGCAUACCAUCAGAAAUUAACACAGCUUCGAAUGAUCCUUCAGAUGGGCUUUGAGCUUUCCAUCUACUCACCAGAGGAGCUCCCAGGGAUGUACUGGUAUCUUUCGCACAUCUGUUCCACUCACCUUGGCCAUCUUGAUCGGAUACGCACUUUUAUUGUCGCAGCUCGAAAAAGAGACUUGUCCGCUUCAAACAUCCAUGCAGCAAGCACCAGUCGGGCAGCUGCCGCAUUUCACAGAUGUUACCGGUGCCUGGAAAGACUGACCACGCAGCUCAUUGCUGUGGAUGCUUUCGCGAUUGCCCUCCACGCAUUAUACGUUCUUCUGGCACGACACAAGGUACUACCAUCUGCUGCCGGGUCUGAUGCGUACUCAACGGACAAGUUACGCUAUGAGAUUCGCAUGAAGCCCUUCCUCCCCAUAUCUCUACCUGAAUUAGUUCCGUAUGAAGAAUAUCACCGCGAGGCUACUCUACAAGGUGAUACAGACGUGACCAUUUUAGAACGUGCCUCCAAAGCCAUCACGGAGGCUAGAAAGGCCUGGGAAGCGACACUUGCCCAUGGCGCUUUUGUUGAGGCUGUCUCGGCGAAGAAGACUCCACCCAUUGCCAUUGAGGAAGAUUGGCAACGCAAUGUGAAGGAUACUAUGCGUGCUUGUAUCGGAGCUAGCAUUGCCAUUGAGACGGUUAAGAAAGCACUUUAUAGUGAUGAAAGGCCGGUGAAAUUGCAGGUCAAUAUCCCCGAGGUCGGGAGCAAGAGCCGAUGGCAUGAUUGGUGGAGCGUGCCGCAAGUUUCGCAGCAGUCAGAGUCUUAG